AUGACACCAACCCGCUACAGUGGCAAGAACCACCGCGUCCCAUCGUCAAAGGCAAGCUACGCGGUGAAGAGUCGGAAGAUGCAGAGUACGUCGUCAAAUGUAUCACCGACUCUCGCGUUCGGCAAGACGGUUCCGCAAACAGGCAAAGCGACUACCAGUACCUCACUGCUUGGCUCGGCUACCCACGCUCCGCCGACCUCUGGUUACCGUACGAAGAAGUACGAGACGUACAAGCAUUCAAAGAGUUCGCCACCGCCAACAUCGACAAUCCGGACCACGUCUUCCCUCGCAAUUGUCGACAGUACCUCGGCUUACCGGCUCUCGAAGCCGACAACCCUCCACGACCACCGCGCGACCGUGCACCUCGUGAUGUUCCUGAUCCCGACCAACCACGCCCCCUCACUCGCGCCCGCACGCACGCAGCCAACCAACCACCUCCAACCCCCAGCGCAGGACUCGCUCGACUAG
Cutaneotrichosporon cavernicola is the source of this 468-nucleotide messenger RNA. RefSeq lists its product as uncharacterized. The record is from RefSeq and is a predicted model, not a curated record. NCBI's taxonomy places the organism in Eukaryota, Fungi, Basidiomycota, Tremellomycetes, Trichosporonales, Trichosporonaceae. The transcript is spliced from 2 exons. The coding region runs from base 1 to 468 and encodes 155 amino acids.